AUGGGCCGUCGACUUCUCAAGAUGAAUAUUCUUCAGCCAAUGAGAGAUCUCGAAGCGAUCGCUGUCCGACAGGAUGCGGUAGCAGAAUGUAUCCGAGACGAGGAGCGAUUCUACGCCAUCCGCCAGAGCCUGAAACCCAUUCGAGAUGGUGGCAUCGACCUCGACAAGCUCGUCAACGCUCUAUCGUGCAGCGAGCGCCGCGUCGCAACGCCCCGAAGCGAGACGGAGCGGAAGGUCGGAAGCAUUCUGAGCCUGAGGACACUGAUCCGUUCGCUCUCUUCAGCUCGGGCUGCUCUUCAGAAUGCUUCGAGUGGUCUGUUCCAAGCCGUCCAGGUGUUCCUUGACGCCGAGGAGCUCGACCUGAUCGCCGAAGCUAUCUAUCAAACCAUCGAUGACGACAUCAUCCAUGCCAAGGGAGGCCUCAGUAGUCGAAACGCUAAGCUCGUGAGUCCCACCGCAGGGCCAUCCGGAGCCAAAUUACACAAAACUGACGCCGAAAUCCGUUCCGACCAGUACGCUGUUCGGGCGGAGAAGAGCCCACUGCUCGAUGUGGCGAGGGAGACGUACAAGGAGAACAUCAACGACAUCUUGCAGCUUUGCGAAGCGGAGUCUCAGGAGACUGGCUUGUCCAUCACGCUCAAGAUGGUUCACACGGGCUUCCUAUUCCAGACAAAGUGCGAGAGGAGCCGCAUCAAAAACCUUCCGGAGCGUUUCACCAACGUCACUCCGGCAAAGACGGGCAACACUAUCACCAUGUUGACAUUGACUCUCAAGAAGCUCAAUGCCCGCCUCGUGGAAUCGAUGAACGAGGUCUUGACCAUGUCGGACACCAUCAUCGAUGAACUCAUCGAAGAGAUCAUUGGCAAAGUGGCGUCGCUUUACAAGGUGGGCAUGACUCUCGUGUCCCCGCCGUCGUCGCUGUUGGUAUUGACGGACUGGCGGUGUGCAAAAUGCGAUGGGCAGGUGUCCGAGGCGCUCUCGCUGCUCGAUAUGGUGGUGAGUUUCGCGAACGUCUCGAUCGCAAACAACUACGUCCGACCGGCGUUUGGCGAUUCGCUCGACAUCCGCAGAGCACGGCAUCCAAUCCUGGACCGUGUCGACGUGCCUGCUUCUGCCUCUUCGGCCAUCUUCACGCGACGCCGACGAGCGUUUGUGCCCAACGACAUCUGCCUCGGUGCGGGCGAGCGGGUGUGCCUAAUCACAGGCCCCAACAUGUCUGGCAAGAGCACGUUCCUGCGUCAGAUCGCGCUCAUCACUGUGCUGGCAGGCAUCGGAUGCUUUGUCCCGGCGACGCGCGCUACGCUGCCCAUCCCGGACGCCAUCCUGAGCCUGCUCACGCACGAGGACGAUGCGACGCAGAACCUGUCGACGUUUGCGACCGAGAUGCGCACGUCGGCCUUCAUCCUCAGCGUGGGCUCGCCUCGCUCGCUCGUCAUCCUCGACGAGAUGGGCCGCGGCACGAGUCCCGACGAGGGAUCGGCCGUGGCGACGGCGAUUGUCGAGGAGCUGCUCAACGACAAGGUGAGCACGGUGUUCUUCGCCACGCACUUUGGCGAGCUGGUCGACGGCUUUGACGGCAAGGAGGGCGUUGUAUGCCAGCAUCUCCACGUGAGCACGGUGCAGCAGCGACAGGACGUCAGCCUCGUCUUCCAUCACAAGCUCCACCGGGGGAUUGGGCUGGACACGCACUACAGCUUGCAGGUGGCCAAGAUGAUGCGCUGCUUCGGCGACGGCUUCCUGCAGCACGCACAGCAGAUCGCCGAGGCGGAGCAGGCGAGCUACGCCAGCCGCGCGCGCGAGGUGAGCCCGGACACGCGCGCCCGCAGGACGAUGUUGCGCAAGAUCGUGCGAGACCUGCGCCGCUUGCUGCACGAAUCCCGCACCGAGGCAGCUGGCGAGGACGAGGGGCCCGAGCAAGAGGGCGAGGCGCACGAGCAACAGGCCGAGUCCCUGGCGCAAAAGUUGACGCUCCUGCGUCUGAAUGCAGCGACGGAUCUGGCAUCGACGUUCGCAGAGUAG
This is a messenger RNA of Moesziomyces antarcticus, 2019 nucleotides long. Its product is annotated as mutS protein homolog 4. The transcript has 9 exons. Lineage: Eukaryota; Fungi; Basidiomycota; Ustilaginomycetes; Ustilaginales; Ustilaginaceae. Gene Ontology annotation, cellular component: nucleus. Gene Ontology annotation, molecular function: ATP-dependent DNA damage sensor activity; mismatched DNA binding; ATP binding. The coding region runs from base 1 to 2019 and encodes 672 amino acids. Gene Ontology annotation, biological process: mismatch repair; reciprocal meiotic recombination. The record is from RefSeq and is a predicted model, not a curated record.